Messenger RNA from Papilio machaon (common yellow swallowtail), 1183 nucleotides. It is a transcript of the gene Gbeta76C, whose product is annotated as guanine nucleotide-binding protein subunit beta-2. NCBI's taxonomy places the organism in Eukaryota, Metazoa, Arthropoda, Insecta, Lepidoptera, Papilionidae. The transcript has 9 exons. The record is from RefSeq and is a predicted model, not a curated record. Gene Ontology annotation, biological process: G protein-coupled receptor signaling pathway. Gene Ontology annotation, cellular component: cytoplasm; heterotrimeric G-protein complex. Bases 57 to 1094 code for a protein of 345 amino acids. Gene Ontology annotation, molecular function: signaling receptor complex adaptor activity; protein binding.
AUGUUAGAAAUAUUCAGUCAUCUAGUAACCACAGUCGACUACACAUCAACAACAAAAUGCCGAAAGACGACCCAGAGACCACAGCUCUGAAGAAGGAACUGACUGAUUUGAUAGCCAAAGUUAAGGCAGCGCAAGAGAAGGUAGCAGAUGCAAAACUCGCGGAGAAAUGCGGUGACAUGGGAGACGUGCCGAAGAUACGAUUCGUUACAAAGAAGACGCUUAAAGGCCACAUCAACAAGGUGAACUCCGUACACUACAGCGGAGAUUCGAGACACUGUGUUACCGGAUCGCUGGACGGGAAACUGAUCAUCUGGGACACGUGGAGCGGCAACAAAGUGCAGGUCAUACCUUUGCGCUCGGCCUGGGUCAUGAGCGUCGCCUUCGCUCCUUCAGGCAAUUUCGUCGCGUGCGGCGGUAUGGACAACAUGUGCACGGUGUAUGACGUGAACAACCGUGACGCGACGGGCGCCGCCAAGAUGGUGCGUGAGCUGGCCGGCUACGAGGGUUUCCUUAGCUCCUGCCGCUUCCUCGACGACACGCACAUCCUCACCGGCUCCGGAGAUAUGAAGAUAUGCGUUUGGGACCUGGAAGCAGGCAAGAGGGAGAUGGACUUCAAUGCGCACGCCGGUGACGUCGUCAGUAUCUCCUUAGGACCAGACAUGAAGACAUACGUCACGGGAUCUGUGGACCGCACCUGCAAGCUGUGGGACGUCAGGGACGAAAAGGCGAAGCAAACUUUCUUCGGACACGAUGCGGACGUCAACAGCGUUUGCUACCAUCCGAGCGGGCAAGCGUUCGCGACCGCUUCUGAGGACAAGACAGCAAGACUAUUUGACCUCCGCAGUGACCAGCAGUUGGGGCACUACACUCCGCCUGGGAACAGCGGUUUUACUAGCUGUGCACUGUCUCUGAGCGGGAGAUAUCUGUUGGCGGGUUCUGAUGACAACGCUGUUCAUUCAUGGGAUACGUUAAAAGUUGUUCACACAGGUACACUCAACGCACAUGAGAACCGAGUGACAUCUAUCUCGGUGGCCCCCAACGGGAUAGCCAUGGCGAGCUGCUCGUGGGACCAGAGCGUACGGGUUUGGGGCUAGACAGCUCAGCAGUCACUUUUUAACAGUUGAUAACCAAUGUUUACAAUAAUAACACAAGAAUUAAGUUAUAUUUAACUUAAUUUCUGCUU